AUGCGGGAUAAGCUGCUAGGCAAGGAGGGCGGGAUGGGACGCGCGCUGGUAAUAGGAUGGGUGGUGACGACUCUGGGCUUUGUGCUGGCGACGGCGUUCUGGAAGGGAGAAUUGUUUGGCGCACUUGACAGACUAUCGAAAAGCCUCCUCGCGAUGGGCCUCGAAGGGAAGGUCAUCUUCACCUUCCUCAUUUUCAUCACCACCAUCCCGCCCCUCCCCCUCUACUCGACUCUGAUGGUCCUCGCCGGCUACACCUUUGGCGUCUGGGAAGGAUUCGUUGUAUCCUACAUUGCCAGUCUAUCCGGUGCGGUGAUCGUCUUUAUCGUAUCGAGGACUCUGCUCCGGGAUGUAAUUGCCAAAUCUCUGAGCAAUUCGCCCACUGCUCAAUCCCUCCUCUCAAUCAUUCCGGCCAACCCCCACCUCCUCCUGCUCAUCCGGAUCGCUCCCUACCCCUACAACCUCCUCAACGUCAUCCUCGCCUCGGCCCCUUCCCUCUCCCUGCGGACCUAUACGGCAUGUACGGCCGUCUCACUUCUCAAGCUCGUACUUCACACAUGGAUCGGCGCCGGAAUCCACGACAUCGCGUCUUUCGGGCACGGGCCUCAUGGCGGACACGGCGGGCCCCCUCUCGGUGAGGACGGAGAGGUCGGCGGUGAUUGGGAGGGCGGACAUCGGUAUGACGGCAGUGGAGGGGAUGGGUUUGGGCAUCAUCGGGGCUACCCACACGGUCCGGGCUGGAGGGCGGAUCAGAGGCAUCGCGGGCGGGUCAGGAUGUACUCGACCUGGAUCGGAAUUGGUCUUUGCGUUGCCCUCUUCUUCUACCUCACCCACCUCGCCAGGAAGGCUUUGCGGAAGGCGCAGGAAGAGGAGGCGCUCAAGAGGGAAGAGGAGAUGCUUCUGAUGACUAGCAGCGAUGAGGAGAGCUGA
Messenger RNA from Dioszegia hungarica, 927 nucleotides. RefSeq lists its product as uncharacterized. The transcript has 3 exons. Bases 1 to 927 code for a protein of 308 amino acids. Gene Ontology annotation, biological process: mitotic spindle elongation; vesicle-mediated transport. The record is from RefSeq and is a predicted model, not a curated record. Lineage: Eukaryota; Fungi; Basidiomycota; Tremellomycetes; Tremellales; Bulleribasidiaceae. Gene Ontology annotation, cellular component: Golgi membrane.